Molecule: messenger RNA, 1815 nt
Organism: Closterium sp. Naga37s-1
Lineage: Eukaryota; Viridiplantae; Streptophyta; Zygnematophyceae; Desmidiales; Closteriaceae
Source: the annotation of a GenBank genome assembly
AUGGCGGCAGAGACGACAGAAACGCCACUGGGAGAGCUCUUCAACAGCUCCGCAUUUGGCGGCGCCGAUGGCGGCGCCGGUAGCGUCCGGGGCGCCGCUGACCCUGUCCCCGCGCGGCGCGCUGCGAGUUCCCGGUGUAAAAAGGACCUCGAAUCGCAGCGGAAGCGCGGGUCGUGGACGGCGGCGGAAGACGCGGAGCUGCGCGCUUACGUGGCAAAGUACGGCGUGGGGAAUUGGAAGCACGUGGCGGAUGCGGCGCCGGCGUUGAAACGCGAUGCGCAGAGCUGCCGUCUGCGGUGGUCCAGCUACCUAGAUCCUAAGGUACCCCGCGUCGCAGCGCUUCGGCUGAGAGCGACAAUGGGGGAGGGUGGAUGUCAGCCGCGCGCCCUUCAUUUUAAAGAAAGGCGCGCUGCUUAUUGCGAGCGUUGCGUCAACCGCACGCCGUUUACCCCAGAUGAAGAUGCUCUGCUGCUAGCUAGUGUUGCGUGGGGCUCCCACGGCGAAACCAAGUGGGCCGCGAUCGCCUCGGCGAAAUUCCCCUCGCGAACUGGUUACCAGAUUCAGAGCCGCUGGCACAGCCUGGUCAACAAGCAACGCCGGAGGUUCGACCAACUCGUUACCACCUCAAAGGGGGAACAACGUCCCCCCUCCCUUGAAGGCGCAGGCGCGAAUGGGGGAGAACCCUGCCCCCCGGAUCCAGAGGCGCGGACGGGCGGGGGCGGGGAGGGUUACCACAUUGAGAGCCUCGUGAACAAGCAACGCCGGAGGCUCGACCAACUCGUUACCACCUCAAAGGGAGAACAACUUCCCCCCUCCCUUGAAGGCGCGGGCGCGAAUGAGGGAGAACUCUCCCUGCCAGAUGCAGAGGCGCGGACGAGCGGGGGCGGGGAGGGGGGCGGGGGUGGGGGCGGGGAGGGUUACCAGAUUGACAGCCUCGUGAACAAGCAACGCCGGAGGUUCGACCAACUCGUUACCACCCCAAACGGAAGGCCAGCGGGAAACACUACUAUCACCACUACCACUGUCAACCCGUCUGUUGCCGUGCGGGAGCAGUCAGCAGGAAACACUACUAUUACCACUACCACUGUCAACCCGUCUAUCGCUGUGCGGGAGCAGUCGGCAAGAAACAGCGCAGCAGAUGCUAUUGUGACAGGCACGGACGGGAAGGAAAUUCUCUUUUUGCUUGAAGGUGCUACUGCCUCAGGUGCUGUCUCAGGUGCUGGCUCAGGUGCUGGCUCAGUUGCUGUUUCAGGUGCUGGCUCAGGUGCCCUCUAUGGCGUUGCCUCAGGUGCUAUCUCUGGUGCUGCUUCAGGAGGUUCUUUAGCUGUCGUUGCAGGUGGUGCCUCAGGUGCUACCGCAGGUGGUUUCCCAGGUGGUUCCCCAGGCAUCCAAUCAGCUUCCCUUGCUUCUUCUGCUACAGCCCCUGUCGGUGCCACCCCUACUGCUGCUACUCCCUCAACCGUUGCUGCAUCCAUCCAGACCCUUCAAUCCGCAAUCAACGGCCUUCCUCAAACCUCGUACUCAGGCAUUUGCUCUGAACCAUCCACCUCUGCUCGCGCUUCUGCUGCUACUCCCUCAACUGUCGCUGCGUUCAUCCAGGCCCUCCAAUCCGCAACCAACGGCCGUGAUCAUUUCUCCAAUUCGACAACCACCCUUCCGUAUCCCACCACUCAUGUGAUUACACCCGUCCGCCAUUCCACGACCCUUCGGAAAGCCACCCAACCGAAUUCAACCCACCGCUCUGCCUCGACCGAACACUGCACCAGCAGCAGCAGAGCUUCCUCUCUUCCCAGUUUUUUCCAGCAGGGAAAGUGA